CAAGCGAACUUCAAGUUCGCCUUGGGAGUUCGCGGAAGUGCGAGGUGGGGAGUCGCGGAACAGGCGGCCAUCAUCAGAGCUCCGUGGGUCUCCCCUAAGUGCCCCCUGUAUCUUCUGCCUUGGCGUUGUCCGGCCCCUGCCCGAGCCAGGAGGCUUACAGUUGGAAAGGGGGACUUCUGUGAGUCCCUCAGGUCCCAUUUGGAGGGACUGAAGACCGCGAGGAAGAGUGAGCAGUAAGGGGCCUGGUCAGCCGUCGUCCGGCCCGCCCUGGGCUACCCGUACACUUGAACCCGCCCCUACCGUUUUGCCUCUGGGCAAGUUCCAGGCGCUCUGCACUCGCGGUCCAAAGGCGUGGCGGCGCGAGCCAUGAAUCGUGUGGGUGCGCUGGGCUGCGCGAGGCUGCGGUGGGCGCUGCUGGGGACGCGGGUGGCCCUUCCUGGCUUCGGCUCACACGGGGCUAGAGCCAAGGCCGCGAUCCCCACCUCCCUCCCUGCGGCCCAGGCAGCCGAGGCUCCCGGAACCGGGCCUGGCGAUCGGAAGCUGCGGGACCUGAAGGAGCUUUCAGGGCCAGGGCAGCUGCGCCUCUUAUUCCAGCUGUUAGUGCAAGGCUACGUUCUGCACUUGCACAAGCUCCAGGUGCUGAACAAGGCCAAGUAUGGUCCAAUGUGGAUAAACCGCGUAGGGACUCAGAUUCAUGUGCACCUGGCCAGUGCCCCACUCCUGGAGCAAGUGAUGCGCCAAGAGGGCAAGUACCCAGUACGGGAUGACAUGGAACUAUGGAAGGAGCACCGGGACCAGCAGGGCCUGACCUAUGGGCCCUUCACCACGGAAGGACAUCAGUGGUACCAGCUGCGCCAGGCUCUGAACCAGCGGAUGCUGAAGCCAGCUGAGGCUGCGCUCUACACAGAUGCUCUGAAUGAGGUUGUUGAGGACUUCAUGGCUCGACUGAACCAGCUGCGGGCAGAGAGUGCCUCGGGGGACCAUGUGCCCGACAUCGCUCACCAUUUCUACUUCUUUGCCUUGGAAGCUAUUUGCUACAUCCUGUUUGAGAAACGUAUUGGUUGCCUGGAGCGCUCCAUCCCCCAGGACACCGAGAUCUUCGUCAGAUCUGUUGGGCUCAUGUUCCGGAACUCACUCUACGCCACCUUCUUCCCCAAGUGGACUCGUUCCCUGCUGCCCUUCUGGAGGCGAUAUCUGGACGGCUGGAACACCAUCUUCUCUUUUGGGAAGAAGCUGAUUGAUCAGAAAUUUGAGGAGAUAGAGGCCCAACUGCAGACAGGGGGCCCAGAGAAGCCCCAGGUAUCUGGUUACCUGCACUUCCUGCUGACCAGCGGACAACUCAGUCCUCGUGAGGCCGAGGGCAGCCUGCCCGAGCUGCUCAUGGCUGGAGUAGACACGACGUCCAACACGCUGACGUGGGCCCUGUACCAUCUUUCAAAGAACCCGGAGAUCCAGGCGGCCCUGCAUGAGGAAGUGGUGGGCGUGGUGCCUGUCGGGCAGGUGCCCCAGCACAAGGACUUUGCCCGCAUGCCCCUGCUCAAGGCUGUGCUUAAGGAGACCCUGCGCCUCUACCCUGUGGUCCCCGUGAACUCCCGGCUCAUCACAGAAAAGGAAAUUGAAGUUGGUGGCUACCUCUUCCCCAAGAAUACCCAGUUUGUGUUCUGCCACUAUGUGGUGUCCCGGGACCCUACCAUCUUCCCUGAGCCGGACAGCUUCCAGCCCCAGCGUUGGCUGAGGAAGAACCAGCCUGAUGCCCUCAGAACCCAACACCCAUUUGGCUCUGUGCCCUUUGGUUACGGGGUACGGGCUUGCCUGGGCCGCAGGAUUGCAGAGCUGGAGAUGCAGCUGCUGCUAACAAGGCUGAUCCAGCAGUACGAGGUGGCCCUGGCCCCUGAGACGGGGAAGGUGACGAGUGUGGCCCGCGUCGUGCUCGUUCCCAAUAAAAAGGUGGGCCUGCGUUUCCUGCAGAGACAGAGCUGAGCUCGGCUCUUGCCUUCCUGGGGCAGCCCCCUUCCGUCCCUCCCUGGCACUCAAAGAAGGAGAGAAAGGUGCUGCCAGGCACCAGAGGCUGGAGAAACUCAGUGUACUUCCUGUAGCACCCUCAGCUUUUGCCACUUUUAUCAUUUUGAGCAUCUCCCACUCAGAUAAAAGGCCACCUCCAUGGCGCAUUACUAACCUUGGGGAAAAUAUAGAAUAAAGGAGUUUUUAUUCAUAA
This is a messenger RNA of Hippopotamus amphibius kiboko, 2215 nucleotides long. Its product is annotated as sterol 26-hydroxylase, mitochondrial. NCBI's taxonomy places the organism in Eukaryota, Metazoa, Chordata, Mammalia, Artiodactyla, Hippopotamidae. The record is from RefSeq and is a predicted model, not a curated record. Gene Ontology annotation, molecular function: heme binding; iron ion binding; monooxygenase activity. The transcript has 9 exons. Bases 367 to 1980 code for a protein of 537 amino acids. Gene Ontology annotation, biological process: cortisol metabolic process; glucocorticoid biosynthetic process; C21-steroid hormone biosynthetic process. Gene Ontology annotation, cellular component: mitochondrial inner membrane.